GAUUGGUCAGUGGGAGGUCCUUUGGAGCAAACAACCAGCCCAAAAACGAGCGCGCGGCCAUGUUGAAUUGUCAAUAUUCCGAAAGAAGAGACAAAAGAGUGAAAACUCGGUGGAUUUCUCGAAAGAGCGAGUGUUUACCAAACUCAAUUAAACUGCCGAUGAAACAUUACGCGACGGCGCAGCGGGGCAGACUUUGGGUGGAUGUUGCAAAUUGAAGGUAACCUGGAUUUUUUUUGUUUAUCGGCAUUUCCCAAAGCACUUGGCAGUCUGUCAUCUCAACUUCUGCUGCAGAACUGAAGGAAACCGGAACAAGAUAACCACAGACAUUUAAAGUGGACUAUCCAUGUAAAAAAACAAAAUUGCCAGAGUGACUUUUUUUUUGGUGCCAGUUUUGAGCCACGGCAACAAACUUUUUUUGUGGAUUUUUUUGAUAUCAAGGGAACAAAUCAUCAUAAGAGUCCGAGUCGUGACCAAGCAGAACGUAUUUUACUACUGGUCAUUUUGAAUGUGUAAACAUAGCACUUGGACUUCCAAGAUACUCAAAGAAAAUUCUGGAUCAUCAUUACAGCAAGGAUAAGAGUACUCCUUCAAACCGUUUUGACAGAAAAUAGUUUAUGUUUUGGUCACAUAUUUGAUUUAUUUAUUCAUAUGAAUGUUAAUUUCUCCCUUUUUUGGAGAGUUGUCUUGUAAAUAGACAGAAUUCAUACGCAGACCUCUUCUUUUCAAGAGGUUUGAACGUCAGAUUGUGUACAAAAUACAUUCUUUAAGAACAGAAAGAAAAAGGUUUUAUUUUUUUACACACUGGUGCAUUAAAGCAAAACAUCAGUGAAAAGAGGCAAAGAUAACAUACUGAGGAGAAUUGCCAGUUAAUGUGUUGAACCCAUGGCUACAGCAAGGACAGCAAACUCGGCACCAAUGAUUGGAUUGAACAAACCAGCAAAUGGGCAGCUCAGAGGACAGGCGGGACUCCUCGCGUCUGCCCAACAGCCCAAUGCCCUCCAGAAAAGGACUGGCAUUCCUCAAAGCAGUGGGGGCAUCAAGUUUGGUGAUGACUGGAAGAAGUGCCUGGAGCUUCCUCCAAGAGACACCAGGAUGAGAACUUCGGAUGUGACAUCAACUAAGGGAAAUGAAUUUGAAGACUACUGCCUAAAGCGUGAACUGCUUAUGGGAAUCUUUGAAAUGGGAUGGGAGAAACCGUCCCCUGUCCAGGAGGAAAGCAUCCCCAUCGCUCUGUCAGGCAGAGAUAUUUUGGCUCGGGCCAAGAAUGGCACAGGAAAAAGUGGAGCCUACCUCAUCCCCCUCCUGGAGAGGAUAGACCUGAAGAAGGAUCACAUACAGGCCAUAGUAAUGGUGCCAACAAGAGAGUUGGCCCUGCAGAUGAGCCAGAUCAGCAUUCAGCUCAGCAAGCACCUGGGAGGUGUCAAGGUCAUGGCUACCACAGGUGGCACCAAUUUGAGGGAUGACAUCAUGCGUCUUGAUGAGACAGUGCAUGUAGUGAUUGCUACUCCAGGCAGGAUACUAGACCUUAUCAAAAAGGGUGUGGCAAAAAUGGAUAAGGCCCAAUUGAUUGUGAUGGACGAGGCAGAUAAGCUGCUUUCCCAGGACUUUGUGGUUCUGAUAGAAGAUAUAAUCAGCUUCAUGCCAAGGGAUCGUCAGAUUCUGCUUUACUCUGCCACUUUUCCCAUCAGUGUGCAAAAAUUCAUGAGUAAGCACCUGAAGAAGCCUUAUGAGAUCAACCUGAUGGAGGAACUGACCUUGAAGGGCAUCACUCAGUACUAUGCCUAUGUGACAGAAAGACAAAAGGUUCACUGUCUCAACACACUGUUUUCUAGGCUUCAGAUCAAUCAGUCUAUCAUCUUCUGUAACUCAACCCAGAGAGUUGAGCUUCUGGCCAAGAAAAUCACCCAACUGGGGUAUUCGUGCUUCUACAUUCAUGCAAAGAUGAUGCAGGAAUACAGGAAUCGUGUGUUCCAUGACUUCAGGAAUGGAUUGUGCAGAAACCUGGUCUGCACAGACCUAUUCACUCGGGGAAUUGACAUUCAGGCAGUAAAUGUGGUCAUCAACUUUGACUUCCCCAAAAAUGCAGAGACCUACCUGCACCGCAUUGGAAGAUCAGGGCGGUUCGGUCAUCUGGGUCUGGCCAUCAAUCUGAUCACUUCAGAAGAUCGCUACAACCUGAAGAACAUUGAGGAUCAACUGGUCACUGACAUUAAGCCCAUCCCCAGUUGCAUUGAUAAGAGCCUGUAUGUGGCAGAGUUUCACUCUGUUGACCCAGAUGCAGAUGACGACAUUGGUGGUGGCGACAACGGCGGAGCCAAAAGCAAGGAACUGGGAGCAAUCUGAGUGACUGGAGAAACACGGCGCCUGGCAUUCAUCACAUAGUAUUGACGAGACAUGACACAAGAUUCCAAGGGAUGAUUUGUUUCCCAGUGGUCUAAUUUAAAUUUAUUUUCAUUUCCAGUUUGAGUUUACAAUAAUCUCCAGUUCUGUCUGUGCAUAUAUUAGUAAACUGGUAUCUUCCCAUUGCAACUUCAAUCAGUUGAACUUUCCGCCACAAUGCCAGCGAUGGGCACUGUACAUGUGAUUUGGUCUCCUGCUUAAGUCUGUCAUUGAACUCAGCCACUCUCGACAAUAGAUGGGACAUUGGCGCCAUUUGAACUUUUCUGUAAGCAUGACAAUGUGAAACCAAAGGUAGACUUAUAGGACAAAGCCCAGCUCACAUCCUUGCUGUGCAGAUGAACUACACAUGGCAGUGUGCCGAUCCUGCUGACAUGCCUUUUUGAGCAGAUGACAUAAAAGAAACCCACUCUUUUUUUUUUUUCUUUUUUCUACACUCAGUGGUUACUUUAUUGGAUACACCUGAAUAAUUUGUCAUGCCAGGGAUUUAAAAGCUGCUGGAAACAUUCCUUUUUUAAAUGAUGCUCUGUUCGUAUUACAUGGCCAAAAGUGUGCCAAAAUGAUAUUCUUAAAAAUAAUUCACCACCAGCUUGAAAUGUCAGAUUCAUGUUGUUUACACCAAAUUCUGACCCUGUCAUCUGCAUGGCCAGGUGACAUGUAUAUCAUUCAUCUGCUGUGCAGUGUAGGUGAGCCUGUCCUCUCGCCGCAGCUCUUUCUCUGCAUACCUCUGCUCUGACACAUAGGGAUUUGUUAGUCAACUUGAACCAGUCCAACCAUUCUCCUCUGACCUCCCUCAUUAACAAGGCACUUUUGCUGUCACAGUUGCCACUCGUGGGUGUGUGUUUUUGUUUCCUGUAAACUAGCUAGACUAGUGUGGAAAUUCAAGGAUGUCGGCACCAAGAAUCAUUCCAGUCAAAUUUCUUCCCUAUUCAGAUGUUUGGUCAGAAUAGUUUUUGCAUUUAGUAGCUGAUUUAGACAUUGAGCAGGUGCACCUGAUUAUGAGGCCACUGAGUGUAGUUAUUUUUGUAACUUUUGCCAUCAUUCCAGAUUGGUUAUAAAUAUAGUUUUGCUGAUUUUAUUUGAGGAUGCAGCGGGGAAAUAAGGCGGAUUGUACACACAUCCAUCCUUUUUUUUCUUUUUUAAGGAUACAAACUUGGGAGAUCUGACAGAGUUACAAAAGUAAGACUAGAGAUGGCUUUAGAAACCAAAAUGACCACUUUGUUCUUUGCGAUGGUAAAAAAAAAAAAAGGGCUGCUAUGGUGUUCCAGUAAAGCAUCUGAAACAGUGCUGCUGAUGGUGAAAUUGUUACUUUUUUAUAUUGAAGUGUUAACUGUGGAAAUAAGAAUUUAAAGAUGGCAGUGUAAUGUCAGUGACAUUGUAGUGCGUUUUGUCAAAGCACAGAUCCAAUAAUGACAAUGUCAGUAUUUAAUUGUUGAAGUACUUUGAUCCCUUUAAAGUCAAAACACCAGGCAGCAUUUUGUUAAGUCUUGAGGUUAUCAGUAAUUAACAUGACAGAAUGAGAUGGGUCUUAGUUUACAUGUUGUUACCGGCCAACUUGUUCCGUCAUGUCAAUGUAGAUUCUGUGUCUCUCCCCUCCAAAGUGCCUUAGUGUAACGUCAAACCUCUUACUUUGCCCAGACUCUUGUCCCAACUUUAUUGUAGGUAAAAUGGCACCCAAACAAUUCCUCAUUGGU
Molecule: messenger RNA, 4091 nt
Organism: Cyclopterus lumpus (lumpfish)
Lineage: Eukaryota; Metazoa; Chordata; Actinopteri; Perciformes; Cyclopteridae
Gene: ddx61
Product: DEAD (Asp-Glu-Ala-Asp) box helicase 61
Exons: 13
Coding region: 883-2343 (486 amino acids)
Biological process (GO): cytoplasmic stress granule assembly; P-body assembly
Cellular component (GO): cytoplasmic stress granule; P-body
Molecular function (GO): ATP binding; RNA helicase activity; mRNA binding
Source: RefSeq, a predicted model, not a curated record